AUGCCCCGCCCGGCAUCCUCCCUCUCAUCGCGUCCCCUAUCUUCCUCCGCCAACCACCAUAAUCUCGACAUUGAUAUCGACACAGACGCAGAUAUCGGCCUAGCCGCCCAAGAUAAUAAUAAUAAUGACGUCCCCGCAACCAUCGCAGCAGGGACCUCAACUGACCCGACGACCAAUCCCCUCCUCCGCGAGAACCCCCUCCUUUCCCCGCUGGAACAAGAAGUGCUAAAUGAGUAUGCGAGGUUAUUGGGGAAUAUGAAUAAGCUCUCUGACUCCCUCGCUCACCUCUCUACCCGCCCCGCUGCGGAGACGCUCGAUGCCCUACGCCUCCUAGAACGGAAGACGGCAACGGUGUGCACGCUGCUCAAGGCGAGUGUAUAUAGUAUUGUGUUGCAGCAGCAGAUUUACAAUGGGGAGGAUGGGGUGGGGGGUAGCGGGGAGGGGCAUGGGCCUGACCUUGGUCAUGAGCAGCAGCAGCAGCAUCAUCACCAUUAUGGCGAGGAGGGGCGUUAUAGUGGGUAUAGCGAAGGGGAUUGA
This is a messenger RNA of Histoplasma capsulatum G186AR, 537 nucleotides long. RefSeq lists its product as uncharacterized. NCBI's taxonomy places the organism in Eukaryota, Fungi, Ascomycota, Eurotiomycetes, Onygenales, Ajellomycetaceae. Gene Ontology annotation, cellular component: mitotic spindle; DASH complex. Gene Ontology annotation, biological process: attachment of spindle microtubules to kinetochore. The transcript has 2 exons. The record is from RefSeq and is a predicted model, not a curated record. Bases 1 to 537 code for a protein of 178 amino acids.